GUCCGUAUCUGUAGACACUACCUAUUUUAGUGGUACAUCGAGUAGGUACUAUUGGGUACAUCUAGGGUCAGUGAGCCCUGCAGGGAAACACUUCCUCCAAAACAUAGCAGACAGGAAACUGAACACACUCAGCUGUCUAUGGCUGUACCACGGAAAUUUAUAUGACAUCUGAGCACAAACUCUUUUCUACUGUCUUCUGAUGUUUUUAUCUGUGCUGUCUAUAGCAAUGUGACCCAGAGAGAAAGCAACUUGUGAUGGAGUAGCGGGAAGAGGAGAGAUAAUGCUGUGAACUAGAGGCCCUUACAGGUGAAGGCAGAAUGUCCUCAGCCCACCGUCUGAGGGAUGUGGAGCAGCAGCGGCUACUGUUGAAUGGGGAGGAGGGCGUAAUGGGAAGAAGUUCCAGCAGUGAAGCCAAGCAGCUCUGGUUCAUUCAGGACUGCUGUGGCAUGGUGUGUGCCUUCAUCACCUGGUUUCUGGUCUUCUUUGCUGAUUUUGUGGUCACCUUUGUCAUGCUGCUGCCUUCCAGAAGCUUCUGGUAUGCUGUGGUCAACGGGGUGGCCUUCAACAGCUUGGCUGUGCUAGCUCUGGCCUCCCACCUCCGCACCAUGCUGACUGACCCGGGAGCCGUUCCUAAAGGAAACGCGACUAAAACACACCUGGAGAGUCUACAGCUGAAGCCGGGUGAGGUCAUCUACAAAUGUCCAAAGUGCUGCAGCAUCAAACCUGAGAGGGCUCAUCACUGCAGUAUCUGUAAGCGCUGCAUCCGAAAGAUGGACCACCACUGCCCCUGGGUCAACAACUGUGUUGGGGAGAAAAACCAGCGCUUCUUUGUCCUCUUCACUAUGUAUAUUGCUAUCAUCUCCAGUCACGCCCUGGCUCUCUGUGGAUACCAGUUCAUCACUUGCAUCAGAGACCAGUGGACAGAGUGCAGUGAUUUCUCUCCCCCAGUGACAAUGCUGCUGAUGAUUUUCCUCUGUAUGGAAAGUCUCCUAUUCCUCACCUUCACAGCUGUUAUGUUCAGCACUCAGCUCCACUCCAUCUGCCAUGAUGAGAUGAAAAUUGAGCGUCUGAAGAAUGAGAAACCAACAUGGGAGCGUCAGACUCGCUGGGCGGGGCUGAGGUCGGUGUUUGGAGGUCAUCCAUCACUGCUCUGGAUCAGCCCCUUCGCUGGUCUCAGACUACCAACGUUUUUCUCCAAACGCACCUGGAAGAGCGGCCCAGAGUUCUCUGUCUGACACGCCAACGCCUGCAAAUCAAAUCAUCAAACCUUGGUGGCUGUGCAGGGCCUGCAUGGGAGUCCAGCAGGCUGAAGUGGAGUGCUUGUUUCCUCAGCAGCGUUUUUUUACCUGGAGACUGGUCCUCUCAGAAGUCUAAAAUUCUGAACUUGCUGUAAGGCAGCAAAAACUGAUCUUGGAUUUAUGCUGCUGAAUGUGUGGAAAAUUUCAUGUUUAUAUGAUCGCAGUCAGAUUGUGAAUUUUUUUUUUCAUUUGCUCCUUAAGAUGCUGGAUCUUCUUAGAGCAGUUAUUAACAAUCGUGAAGUUGGGCCAUUUCUCUGGAGAAUGUUGUUGAGUGUCAAAGUUGUACUGUGUUGUGUACAUUAACUCAACUGAUGGUCAAUGAGAUGAAAUGAUGAAGUAUUAUGAGGAUUUUUUUUUCUGUUGAUUUUAAAUGCUAUGACAAAUGUCUGUUUAAGCAGUCACACUAAAAUACACCAUUGUUUCACCUUCCUUGUGAACAGAAUCUUAAAUUGUUGCUUGGUAAUCUCUAUCAGUCAGUUUAACACCAAGAUAUUUUCUCUGAGUUCCACACUUUUCCUUAAUAUCAACCUUCUGUGUUCCACAGAAAGCACAAUACAUUGGACCUCAUGUAAGACAGCUCUUAUUCUAUACUUCUCUGAAUUUUUUUCUCAGGUUUGUUUGUAGCAGGGGCUGCACAGUGGCUUGGUGGUUAGCACUUUCACCUUGCCUUCACCCUAAGUCAGCUGGGCUAGACUCCUGCUAACAGAAAUCACACUUAUUAGUAGUAAAGCCAGAAUGACAUAUGCAGUAUUUGGCAAUCAAAAAGAAAGAAAAACAAGUAGAAUAAAUGUAAGGAAAAAUAUUUGAUUGCCAGCUAUGAUGCACACUCAUGUUGAUUAUUUUUCAGUGUUACUGUUCCCAACUGAUUAAUUUUUCUAUCCCUAGAGGAAGAUGGAAAGUGGCCACUUUGGUCCAGAUGGCUCAACAGCUUUUGGAUGGAUUUGGUUCACACAUUUGUGCUCCCCUUCCAGUAGCCUUGAUGAUACUGUGAUUUUCUGUUUGGCAUCAUAAUUCCUAUUCCAUCAUAUUCCUUCCUAUCCACAAGGAAAAAGACCAGAAAUAUGUUUUCAUUCGUUCAUUGGUAAGCAGUGCAUUUAUGAAUGUCAGGCUGACCUGUGGACCUAUGGAAGUGAUGUAUUUCAUGUUUCAAGGCAUAUGUUACCAUGGUAAUGCUCAGAUAACAUGGUAACAUUACACUCGUGUAUUAGCAUGCUGCCAUUAGUACUGACUUCAAAGGACCACUGUACUUGAGUACAACAAUGUAUGAGUUGCAAACUUGUUUUACUUAUUUGUUUUAUUAGUUGAUUUCAGAAACAUAUUACCGUUCAAAAGUUUGGGGUCACGUAGAAAUGUCCUCAUUUUUGAAAGAAAAGCAGUUUUUUUUCAAAGAAGAUAAGAUGAAAUGAAUUAGCAAUACAGUGUAGACAUUGUUAAUGUGGUAAAUGACUUCAAGCUGGGAACGGCUGAUGUUAAAUGGAUUAUCUACACAGGUGUACUGAGGAGCAUUUCCAGUGACCAUCACUCCUGUGUUCUAAUGCUGCAUUGAAUUAGCUAAUGGUGUUGAAAGGAUAAUUGAUUAUUGAUGAAACCCUUGUGCAGUUAUGUUAGCACAUGAAUGAAAGUGAGUUUUCAUGGAAAACAUGAAAUUGUCUUGGUGACCCCCAAGCUUUUGAAUCAUAAUGUGUCUAAGCUUUAGUUCAUUUUCAUUUGUCACUCUUCAGUCACAUAAAUGUGUAACCCUCUGUACCAACAGGCAGACAGACUCAUGACUCGUAUUAUAGCCCAGGACCACUCCUGUAUGGUAAAAUGUAGCCGCUCAGUGUGUAGAAAUCAAAAGUGCAUUGUCAUUGUGUGUUUAGUAUUAGUAGUAUUUUUGAGCUAUAUACAGUACAGUGGUAAAGCAUAUGUUUGGUUUAGUACAAUCUGUUUCAAACCAGAGUGACCCUCAAGACUGGAUGGUUUUCUUUCACUUCUCUGACUGAAAUCUGAAACUGACCUGAAAACUACACAGGACCAAAAGCGUGAGUCUUCUUUACUUUUAUUUCACUAAAUUGUCCUCCACAAACAUUUAAUUGAAUGUCUCUCCUGUAAUGUUUAUCUCUGCUAAAGAAAUAUGGUCAUAGAAAAAGUCUUUAAUAGUCUUAAAUAGUUUAACAUAAUCCACUGGUAGGUCUGAUGAUUUGAAACUUUUCAUAAUGGGCAUAUUUUUCUACCACUACCAAAUGAGGACGGCAACUUCGUUUGUGUUUAAUUUGGGCAAGUACUGAAACCAUCUAAAACAUUUUGCAUUAGAAACAAUUUCAGCGAGUCUGUCUUGCCUGUGAAUGUAUCUAUGUUUGAGUGAUUGUUUAUUUUUAUCAGAUUAGAGUCUUUGAUAUGUCGAAUCUUUUUUCUUACUAUUCGCACAUUUAAUAAACCAAGUUCAUCUCUACCUCUUGAAAACA
Acanthochromis polyacanthus (spiny chromis) is the source of this 3742-nucleotide messenger RNA. RefSeq names its product zinc finger DHHC-type palmitoyltransferase 7. Gene Ontology annotation, biological process: peptidyl-L-cysteine S-palmitoylation; protein targeting to membrane. Bases 318 to 1235 code for a protein of 305 amino acids. The record is from RefSeq and is a predicted model, not a curated record. Gene Ontology annotation, cellular component: Golgi apparatus; endoplasmic reticulum. Lineage: Eukaryota; Metazoa; Chordata; Actinopteri; Pomacentridae. The transcript is spliced from 8 exons. Gene Ontology annotation, molecular function: protein-cysteine S-palmitoyltransferase activity.